This is a messenger RNA of Tripterygium wilfordii, 3975 nucleotides long. RefSeq lists its product as uncharacterized. The transcript has 15 exons. Gene Ontology annotation, molecular function: phosphatidylinositol binding. Bases 288 to 3644 code for a protein of 1118 amino acids. Lineage: Eukaryota; Viridiplantae; Streptophyta; Magnoliopsida; Celastrales; Celastraceae. The record is from RefSeq and is a predicted model, not a curated record.
AAACUCUUCGAAUAGUUCUACUGUUCUCGGAUUCCUUUGCAUCAUUUUUUUUUUAAAAUUUUAUUUUUCUCUAGUAUUUCUCUCCCGAUUCGAUCUAACUUUCAACUUCGCAUUAUCUGAUAUUUUCUUAGAGAUGGUUUCUUCUCUGUUGGUUGGUUGAAUUCUGGUUUUUCGAUAUGCUCGGCGGUCGUGAUUGAUUGCCGAAAUGGGAGAGGAAAGGUUUGAUUUAGAGAUUUGCUUCACGUUUUCUGGGGUAAUGAACUGAUUUUUUGGAAAUUCUGUGCACAAUGAGCACGCAAAAGCAAGUGAUGAUGCGGGACCUUGUCGAGGAAGCGAAGAAGCGGAUCGUGUUCUUGGUCAUAUGCGUCGUUGGAUUGUCCUAUCUCAUGUCCCUGACAAGCUCCUCAGUUUGGGUCAAUUUGCCUGUUGCUGCCGCCUUAAUUGUCCUCCUUCGUUAUCUCUCCCUUGAUUAUGACAUGCGAAGAAAAGCUGUUACAUACAAUAGCAAACCUGCCACAGAAAAUACGUCUUCAAAAAGGAAACCUGUUGAUUGUACUAAAACUAUUGAAAAGUCUGAUUGGAGAAGGAGAGUGAACUCUCCUGUUGUCGAGGAUGCUAUAGAUCAUUUUACCAGACAUAUAGUGUCUGAAUGGGUGACGGGUCUAUGGUAUUCUCGCUUAACACCUGAUAAAGAAGGGCCAGAAGAACUGGUGCACAUCAUGAAUGGUGUUCUUGGAGAAAUUUCAGCUCGAAUGAGGAAUAUAAAUCUUAUUGAUCUUCUGACAAGGGAUAUUAUUAGUGUCGUAUGCACCCACUUGGAGCUUUUUCGUGCUGCUCGUGCUAAGGUUGAGAAGAAACAAUCAGAAUCGCUGACUGUUGAAGACCGAGACAAGGAAAUAAGGCUUGUCCUGGCUGCUGAGAACAAAUUGCACCCUGCUUUGUUUUCUGCUGAAGCAGAGCACAAGGUCUUGCAGCACCUGAUGUAUGGUCUCAUAUCUUUCACAUUCAAGCCUGAUGAUCUGCAGUGCUCCUUCUUUCGUUUUACUACCAGAGAGCUCCUUGCUCGUGCAGUGAUGCGACCAGUCUUGAACUUAGCCAGCCCAAGGUUCAUCAAUGAAAGGAUUGAAUCCGUAGUUAUCUCUAGGACAAAGGCUAGUAAAAGAGUAACUGCUGCACAAGAAGCAUCUCAGUCCAAGCCAAAUGCAUCUGCAAAUAUCUCAUCUGAUCGUUUUUCUAGGAUUUUAGAUCCUACUGUGACAGGGGUUGAACUUGUGCAGCUAAAUAAUAAUCAGUCUACAACCAAAUCCAAUGCAGCUACAGCCUCAAUGGAUAAUGGUAAUGGGAUUAGUCUUUCAAAAGAUCCGUUGCUUUCAGUGGAUACCCGAUCUUCUCGCUCAUGGAACUCAUUGCCCUUUGAUUCCCAAACUAGUAAAGAAAGUGGCAUUCAACAGCACCGUUCGGGAGAAUGGGGUGACAUGUUAGAUAUGAUUUCUCGGAGAAAGACCGAAGCUCUUGCACCAGAACAUUUCGAGAACAUGUGGACUAAAGGAAGAAAUUACAGAAAGAAAGAAGGGGAAAAUAGGUUGAUUGAGCAAAUCCAAGAGAACCCUCCAGUGAAUAAGCCAGUUACAGUGGUUCGCUCAAAUGCAAAUUCUAAGCCCAAGGAAAGGAAUGGUGUUACCAAACUCAAUUCCUCUCAGAGUCACGAUGUUUACUCAUUAUCUGCUGAUGGAUCUUCAUUUUCUUUUUAUCAAAAUGAUGAUGAGCACAGCCUCAUACAUAUGGAGGACGUUGAAUCAGGCACUAGUUCUUAUACAUCGGAAGAGGAAGACACAGACAAUGUAACAGGUCUUGAUUCUCCUGGAACCAAAGUUUGGGAUGGUAAAAGUAAAAGAAAUUUGUCUGUUUCUCAUAUUCAUCAUCCGCUUGAAAAUCUCGAAGGCCAUAUGAGAAAGAAAAUUGGUAGAAGUCACCAUCAUUAUCAAGGAGUAACUGGGUCCCAUUCUAGCAGGAAAAGGUCAAGAUCAAGCAAUCAGAAGCUGCAUGUAUGGAAAGAGGUUGAGAGAACAAGCUUCUUGUCUGGAGAUGGACAGGAUAUUCUAAAUUCUUUAAAAGAACGAACAAAAGUUGAGGAUUCUAGUGAUGAUUCUGAGAGUUUGGGUAGACUUUACAGUGGAGCAAUGGCUUCAUGUUCUGCAGCAUCUUUGUCAAGAGCCGAAAGUCAUAGCUUGACUGUUAAUUCCCUGGAAAGCUCUUUUGUGGAUUCAUUUUUUAAGUUGAGAUGUGAGGUAUUAGGUGCCAAUAUUGUGAAGAGUGGCUCUAGAACAUUUGCUGUAUACUCCAUAUCUGUCACAGAUGUAAAUAAUAAUAGUUGGUCAAUCAAAAGAAGGUUUCGACAUUUUGAGGAACUGCAUAGGCGUCUCAAAGAGUUUGCAGAGUAUCAUCUUCAUUUGCCACCAAAGCAUUUUCUCUCGACAGGCUUAGAUGUACCUGUCAUUCAAGAACGGUGUAAAUUGCUUGACAAGUAUUUGAAGGAACUCCUGCAGCUUCCUACAAUUUCUGGAACAUUUGAAUUUUGGGACUUUCUUUGUGUUGAUUCUCAGACUUAUGUGUUCUCAAGUUCGUUUUCUAUCAUCGAAACUUUGUCAGUUGACCUGGAUGAUAAACCAUCUGAAAAGGAUGAAAAAGUUUCAAAUAUUGUUCAGCCUUUAAGUGGUUCAUUAUCAUCUACUGGGGAGCAAUUGGGUACUGAGUGCAAGGAAGCUACAUUGCAGACAAGGAAUGAUUUUGUAACUGAUGGAAUAAGGUUGACCGCAAAAGAGGUAUCUUUUUCUCCAGGAAAAAAGCCUGGUAAAGAAAGUGUAAAGUCAUUUGUGGAUUCCGGUAGUGAUUUGGAUAUUAGAACACAAAAGGACAGAUCAUUCAUCAGAAACUCAGGGAAGAUUUUGGAAGGAAGAAAGAAUGGAGGCAAAGAUGAGGCAUCAAUGUUGCCUAUUGACGACACUGCUAGUGACCCUACCAUUCCUACAGAGUGGGUGCCACCCAAUUUAAGUGUCCCAAUUCUAGAUUUGGUUGAUGUCAUUUUUCAACUCCAUGAUGGUGGAUGGAUCAGGCGGAAGGCUUUCUGGGUUGCCAAACAAAUACUACAACUAGGAAUGGGAGAUGCCCUUGAUGAUUGGUUAAUAGAGAAAAUCCAACUGCUACGUAGGGGAUCAGUGGUUGCAUCAGGGAUCAAGCGCAUUGAGCAGAUACUGUGGCCUGAUGGGAUUUUCAUAACCAAGCAUCCAAAGCGACGGCAUCCACAAAACUCACCACAGAAUUCACCUCAUGGUGGGCAACCAACAGAAAUGUCAUCACCUAGAUUGAGCGAAGAACAGCAGCGGGAAGCAGAUCGCCGUGCAAAGUUUGUGUAUGAGCUGAUGAUUGACAAUGCGCCAGCUGCCGUUGUUGGUUUAGUCGGUCGUAAGGAGUAUGAACAAUGUGCGAAGGAUCUAUAUUUCUUUCUGCAGUCCUCCGUUUGUCUGAAGCAACUUGCUUUGGACCUUCUUGAGCUGCUGCUUUUAUCAGCUUUUCCAGAAAUGGAUCAUGUCUUUAAGCAGCUGCAUGAGGAAAAGCAUAGAUUUGGUGAAUUUAGACCAAGCUGAUGGGUCUCCUCUCCAAAUGCCAUUUUUGGGAUCAAAGACAAUCCAACAUUUUUUUAAACCCUGAGGUACAUAACUUCUUGUUGUUGCUUUGAUUUAGAAGCCUGAUGGCUCUCAUUUGUUUUGAAUUGCAAUUUCAACUUGGAUGGUUUAUACACAAUACUUUUUGAGUUUGUAUUUAGCUCAUGCAUCGGCAGUUCAGGAAAAUGUAUGUAAUUACGGGUUAGUGCAAAAAUAUGAUAUGAAAGCUUCUCGCUUGCAAUCAAAUACGAAUGUAGUCUUUAUUGUUCAGCAUGCUCCAUAUCUAUAAAAGACCUGCUUCACUUUUCUAAAA